This is a messenger RNA of Stomoxys calcitrans (stable fly), 4667 nucleotides long. RefSeq names its product zinc finger protein 208. Gene Ontology annotation, molecular function: DNA-binding transcription activator activity, RNA polymerase II-specific; RNA polymerase II cis-regulatory region sequence-specific DNA binding; zinc ion binding. Bases 59 to 4537 code for a protein of 1492 amino acids. Gene Ontology annotation, cellular component: nucleus. The record is from RefSeq and is a predicted model, not a curated record. Gene Ontology annotation, biological process: regulation of transcription by RNA polymerase II. NCBI's taxonomy places the organism in Eukaryota, Metazoa, Arthropoda, Insecta, Diptera, Muscidae. The transcript has 8 exons.
CUGACUAUAGAUUGGGAAAUUCAUGGUAAUUGAAAAAAUUAAUGUGAAAUAACAUAAAAUGCCUGAAGAUGAAUUUGUUCAUGAGCUGCUUAUAAAGGAGGUAAAAAAGCAUGAAUUCUUGUACAACAAUGCACACCCAGAUCAUCGCAAACGCCAACUAACUCUACAAACUUGGACGUCAAUUGCGUCUGCCGUGGGAGAAUCAGUGCAUGAGUGCAAAUCCCGAUGGCGCUUUCUGCGAAGGCGAUUCCUGGAGGAAUGUGUUAAAAUAAGUGAGGCAAGGGAAAAAUACAAGUCCAACUGGAAAUAUUUUGAUGCAAUGGCUUUUUGGCAAGGAUUCGUCAGCAGCAAACACAACUUCCUUGAAAGACUUAAUAAUAUGUCAAGGAGAGAUUCGUACUGUCGGACAUGUCUAAGCUCCCUCUCAGAUUCUGCCGACAAGCUGGAUUCCCCAAACGAAAGCUACAAUUUAUUUAAUGCUGAGAAUUUAGAUGUUAAGUUAAUGGAAUGCACAAGUUUAAAAUGCCUUCCUUGGGAUGAUUACCCGCAUUUGGUGUGCAAAAUAUGUUUCAAAAAAAUUUUGGAUUUUCAUAACUUUCGAACGAUGUGCCACAAAUCUAUACAAAAAUUCAAUGAAAUGCAAGAAAAACAAAAGAAAUUGAAUUGCAAUAUUACAGGUUCACAGAUGUCAAAAGAUGCUUUACUAUCGUCUCCUAUAAAGGAAGAACAUUUUUAUGAGGAUUCUUAUAGAUCUGUGGAGAGUGCACACUCUAUUGAUGAAGACGAAAUGGAAAUUUGUAUUGAUCCUCUGGCAGAACAAAAUAUAAAUUUAGAGGAGGACAACGAUACGCAAGAAGUAUCAAGAAACAAAAGUGAUUUGAGAAAAUGUGGACCACGCAAAAGAAAAAGCAUAAUAACCAAAAAUAAAAGAGAGGACCAUAUAACAUCUGAGAAAUGCAAAAGAGAUUCCGGUGCAAUAAAAGGCAAAUGUACUUUGAAAGUUGUUAUAAAUCCAAAUGAUGAAGAUUCAGAUUCAACUGUAAAGGAUGAAGAACAUAUUGACUAUGUGCCUUAUGAAGACAUUUCGGAAUGCGAAUCGUCAACCUCUGAAGAUUCCGAUGCACCCUACGAAGAAAAAACAAUAAUGAAUAAGAAAAAGGAUCCCCUUAAAUGUGAAUUGUGCCAGCAAACCUUUCGCUAUCGCCACCGUUUAGAGGCCCAUCUUCGAAAACAACACCAGGGCUUACAAGCAUAUCCUUGUACUUUCGAGAAUUGUGAUCGCGCCUAUAACCGGUUGGGUGAUUUUCGAAAUCAUAUCAACAAUCAUAAUGGUAUUCCCAACGUUUACAAGUGUGACAUUGAUGAUUGUAACAUGGAGUACACUUGUUUUUCUGGUCUAAACAAACACAAAAGGAAAUAUCACAAAUGCGGAAAAGAACUUAAGAAAUACCCCUGCGAGAUAUGUGGCAAAAUAUUGACAAAUCCCCGAUCCCUAACGGGCCAUCGUUUUAUUCACAUGGAUAAGUCCCAGUGGCCAUUUGUAUGUGAUGAAAAGGAUUGCAAUCGGAGAUUUCGUUUAAUGUCCCAACUGGUUAUACAUAAAAAGCGGCAUGCUGGCAUUAAAAACUAUGUCUGUCCUCACUGUGGAGUGCGUAAGACCACAUGCACUGAAUUGAAAAUUCAUAUUAAUUUUCAUACAUUCGAAAAGAAGUAUCCAUGUGAGUUUUGCGAAAAGGUCUUCAAAAGUGUGGGAAUGAUGAGAACUCAUGUCAAUAGGGUACAUGAGGGUAAAAAACCAAGUGCUACCAUAUUUGCCUGUUCGCUUUGUGAUCGCCAAUUCAGUUCGCUGCAAACGAAGAAAUUCCAUGAAAUGACUCACACAGGCGAGAAGCCUUAUUCGUGUCAGGAAUGUGGUAAGACCUUCACAUACCCCUCCAGUCUGGCAGCGCAUAAAAAUAUGCAUGUGAAAGGCGAAAAUCCAUACGUUUGCGAAAUAUGUGGUAGAAAAUUUAAAUGGCCUUCCGGCUUAAAGGGACAUGUUAAAUUACAUUCUACCGAUUCUAAACCAUAUUCGUGUGAUGAAUGUGGCAAAGGAUUCAGAUGGCCGGGCUCCUACUACCGUCACAAGAAAACACAUCAGGAUGGUGAAAAUACACAUGAGGAUAGUAUCAGCGCCUUGGAUAACACUGUGCAGGAAAUCGCGGAGCCAAAAAGUACACCUGAAGGCAAUUAUGAAAUAACAUAUUUUUAUUUAAAUCUGAAAUAUGUAAUAAAAAUGCCUUUGGAAGAAGAAUUUGCUUAUGAACUGCUUAUAGAGGAAGUAAAGAAGCAUGAGUUCUUGUACAACAAAGCACACCCAGAUCAUCAUAUACGUCCACUAACUCUACAAACAUGGACGUCAAUUGCUUCUGCCCUUGGAGAAUCCGUGCAGGAAUGCAAAUACCGAUGGGUCUUUUUGCGAAGGCGCUUCAUGGAAGAAUAUGCUAAAAUAAAUCAGGCAAUGGAAGAAGAAUACAAGUCAGAUUGGAAAUUUUUUGAUGCAAUGAUUUUUUGGCAAGGUUUCAUCAACAACAAUCACAACUACCUUGAAAGACUCAAUGUUAUUUCGAAGAGAGAUUCCUACUGUCGUACAUGUCUAUGCACCCUCUCAGAUUUGGCCGACAAGAUGGAAUUUCCAAGCGAAACUUACAAUUUAUUUAAUACUGAGAAUUUAGAUGUAAAGUUAAGGGAGUGUACAAAUUUAAAAUGCGUCCCUUGGGAUGAUUACCCGCAUUUGGUGUGUGAAAAAUGUUUCAAAAAAAUUUUGGAUUUUCAUAGCUUUCGAUUAAUGUGCCACAAAUCAAUAGAAAAGUUCAAUGAAAUGAAAGCAAGGCUAAUUGAAAUGAAUUGCGAUGUCACAGAAUCAGAAUCACAGAUUUCAAGAGAUGCCUCAGUUUUGUCCCCGAUAAAUGAAGAAACUUUUUGUGAAAAUUCCUAUAGAUCUGUGGAGAGUACACAGUCCGAUGAAGACGAAACGGAAAAUUGUCUUGAUCCUCUGGCAGAACAAGACAAUCAGUUGAAUCAGCAUUUGAAAAAGAGCAAAGAUAUGGAGAAGACAUUGGUAAGAGAGAAUACCGAUAUUAGCACCUUUAAAGACAAAUGCGCUUUGAAUAUUGUUACAAAUCCAAGCGAUGAGGUGUUGGAGCCUACUAUAAAGAUUGAACAUGAACAUGAUUACUGUUUACCCUAUAAAGAUAUAUCGGAAUACGAUAAGGAGUUGGAGCCCCCGGCAAAGGUGGAAAAACAUGAUGACUACGCGCCCGAUGAAGACAUUUCGGAAUGCGAUUCGCCUACGAGUGAAGAUUCCGAUGCAAACUACGAAGAAAAAAAGAUCAGAAGAAGUCGCUUUGCAUGCGAUUUAUGUUCGAAAACAUUUCGCUAUCGCCAUCGUUUGGAGGCCCAUGAUCGAAAGCAACACCGGGGCUUAAAAGCGUAUCCUUGUACUUUUGCGAAUUGUAAUCGUGGCUAUAACCGCUUGGGUGAUCUUCGGCAUCAUAUCAACAAUCAUAAUGGCAUUCCUAAUAUUUAUAAAUGUAAAAUUGAUAAUUGUAACAUGGAGUUUACUUGUUUUUCUGGUCUAAGCAAACACAAAAGGAAACAUCAUAAAUGGGGAAAAGAACUGCAGAAAUACACUUGCGAGACAUGUGGCAAAGUACUAACAAAUCCCCGAUCACUAAAGGGCCAUCGUUAUCUUCACUUGGAUAAGUCUCAGUGGCCAUAUGUAUGCGACGAAAAGGAUUGCACUAGGAGAUUUCGUUUUAAAAGUGAGCUGGCUGUGCAUAAAAAGCGGCAUGCUGGCAUUAAAAAUUAUGUAUGUCCCCAUUGUGGACUGCGUUAUACCACAUCCACUGAAUUGAAAAAUCAUGUUAAUUUUCAUACAUUCGAAAAGAAGUAUCCCUGUGAGAUUUGCGGAAAAGUCUUCAAGGGUGUGGGGAUGAAGGGCAUUCAUGUCAAUAGGGUACAUAAGGGUAAAAAACCGCCAGAGCCAUUUGCCUGUUCAUUUUGUGAUCGGCGAUUCGCCGGGCGGCAAGCCAAGAACCUCCAUGAAAUGUCUCACACAGGCGAGAAACCAUUUUCCUGUCUUGAAUGUGGUAAAACUUUCCGCACGCAGCAAUCGAAGAAAUACCAUGAAAUGACUCACACAGGCGAGAAACCAUUUUCCUGUCUGGAAUGUGGCAAGUCCUUCACAAGCCCCUCCGGUCUGUAUGUGCAUAAAACUACACACGUGAAAGUCGAAAACAAACAUGUUUGCGAAAUAUGUGGUAAAAAAUUUAAGUGGCAUGCAGGCCUAAAACGGCAUCUGAAAUUGCAUUCAGACGUUUCUAUGCCAAGUGAUGAAUGUGACAAAGGAUCCAAGAAACCCCAUCAUGAUGAUAGUAUCAGUGUAAUGGAGAACAUUGUGCAGGAAAUUGAGGAAACAGAUAGUCCCACGGAAGACGAUUAUGAAAUAACAUACAUACAAUACAGUCCAUUGGAUGUGAUGGAUACCCCUACCUGAGCAAAGUAUAGCAUUUUCUAAAUAGGAGCAUUAUCUUAAUACAUAUACAAAUGAUUUUUUUAUGGAUGAAAUCUAGAUUUUAUUUGGAUUGAAGAAAAUACAAAUAAAAAAAAAUUUAUAAUAAACUAAA